GUCGAUGGUUUGAUAGUCACGCAUAUCAGCUGUGCUUGGCCAGAAAUUCAAAUCACAGACCCAAAGCCUUUAAUUGUUCCUGUGGAUUUUCGAGGCAGUUGGCUUACGUGUCUCUUGAUUAAUUUCACCAAGAUCACCUUUGCCUGCCACCCCACGAUGGGUGGGGGUGGUGUUAUAUUGACGUCCCACUAUAUAAGACCUCCAAACAGCCUCGCUGAGAUCAUAUUAAUCACAGCAACUGGUUGGUGAGUGGGAUAGUUACACUUCGUGGGUGUGUCUUGGGAUGGGGGGAGGUCGACGAGCGGCAUUGGAAAGCGACAAUGAAACGCAAUUGCAACCCUUCAUUUGCUAGAUCAACAACAUGUCAACGCAGCAGGAACAGUUGGACUACAUUGAACGCCACUUGUUGCAAGAACUUUUAAAGUUCUUUGGACCGGGCGUGUCCCUGAAGGGCCACCGAGUGGAAUCUGCCAAUGGGCUGGACGGAUUUAUGUCCGCCCUUUUUACCGUGCAUUUGGAUCUCACGAUCGGCGAUCGCAAACGUACGGAGGUCGUCCUGGUUAAGUUUAUGAAGGGAACCGAGGAGUUCCGCGAGCAGAGCAACUCGUACAUCCAGUUCCGUAACGAGGUCUUCGCCUACGCCGAGAUCCUGCCCGCCUACGAGAACCUGCUGCGGAUGAGUAACCUGUCCAGCGAAAUGGUGGCCAACUGGGUGCCGCGCUGCUACUUUGCCAAGUUCGGGAAGGUUGACGGCUUGGGUGGGGGUCAGGAAUCUGUGCUGGCACUGAAGCAUCUCAAGGGCGAUGGGUAUCAGUUAGGUCCCCGUUUAACCCUCCGGCGAGAUCAACUAGAGGCCAUGGUGGGACUGGUGGGUCCUUUCCAUGCUAUCGGCUAUGCCACACGGAUACUGCAACCGGAGGUUUAUGCCCGUCUUAAAUCGGGCGUGGUGGACAUGUCGUUUGUCUCGAGCUCGGGCAAGGCCGGAUUUGAUGUGAGCUACCGAGUAGCGUUCGAUCGCUUCUACGAAUUUUACGAUCGGCGAAAAGAGCAGCUCCUGGGGGAUUCCGAUGCUGGCUUCGCCGCCGCUAUUGAGCGGCUGCGCGUAAAGUACUUCGCUAAUCCCACGCAUUUGCUCGAGAGGAUUCGCACCACAUCCUUAUCGGAAGACCAGCCGGAUAACCAUUUUGUCACGCUCCUGCAUGGCGACUACAAUCGCAACAACGUGCUCUUCCACCACAGCGACAACGGCCAGGUGGAUGGCAUCAAGACCAUAGAUUUCCAGGAGCUGCGCCUCAGCACAACGGCCAUUGACCUAAGCUUCUUUAUGUACAUGAACACGCCCUCCGAAGGAAGGGAGGAGAUCUUCGCGGAUCUGCUCAACAGGUACCACAAGCACAUGAUCGAAAUGCUGGAGCAGCUGCUACAUGCCAACCGGGAUAAGCUGAGCGACGAGCGGGUGGAACAGCUCCUGGCGGAUUACAGCUUUGAACGCUUCGAGUCGCACUUUAAGCGAUACGCCUUUUACGGGGUUAUGGUCGUCAUGCAUUUCAUGCCUUGUAUUCUCGGCAACGAAACCGAUUGCGCCGAGUUGACCCGGCUCUUCGAUACAGACAUGCAUGGUCAGGCCUUUUAUCGACUAUCUUUGGAUAUUGGCGGUGACGUGGCCAACGAGGAGGUCUUCAAGGCUGUGCGCCACGCCUACGAACAUGGCUACAUGGACGAUAUAUAGAUACCGACUUUAAAUAGUACACGCAGAGCAAAUAGUUUAUAUAAACGAGUACGGCACAUUAAAUAGUCCGACUAUUACAGUCCCAA
Drosophila ficusphila is the source of this 1815-nucleotide messenger RNA. RefSeq lists its product as uncharacterized. The transcript is spliced from 3 exons. Lineage: Eukaryota; Metazoa; Arthropoda; Insecta; Diptera; Drosophilidae. The record is from RefSeq and is a predicted model, not a curated record. The coding region runs from base 362 to 1729 and encodes 455 amino acids.